Molecule: messenger RNA, 2797 nt
Organism: Nasonia vitripennis (jewel wasp)
Lineage: Eukaryota; Metazoa; Arthropoda; Insecta; Hymenoptera; Pteromalidae
Gene: Golgin104
Product: coiled-coil domain-containing protein 186
Exons: 6
Coding region: 379-2538 (719 amino acids)
Biological process (GO): vesicle cytoskeletal trafficking
Cellular component (GO): trans-Golgi network
Molecular function (GO): small GTPase binding
Source: RefSeq, a predicted model, not a curated record
GGGUGUGUUGUGCCGGCCUUGAUGAAUCAAUGUGUUUGAAAACACUUUAUUGAUUUACGUAUCUGAGGUUCUGACAGUAUGAAGUGAAGUAUGUGAAUCUACUACUUAAGUAUUUUCGUUUUUAACCGUACGAAAUUCAACCAUUAAAAACAACGAAAGUGUAUAGUAUGCGUAUAUACGCUUAAAAUUUCUCUAAGUUACAGAGAUUGUUCUUGAUAACAAUAAUGGUCGCCGAGAACGACGUGGCACAAAAAAUAAUACAGAGGAGUAUACAGGAUAAUAUAUAGAUCAAUAAAAAAUACUUAUUUUGUAAAUACAUCAUUUUUAUUCAAUCGCUGCAGUUUUUGUGCUUUGGUACUUAAGACAAACCCAGAAAAUAUGAAGGCUUCGCAUAGGGAUGCUCUGUUAAGGAAGCAUUUAAAAUAUUUACAAAAGAAGUAUGGAACAAAUUUACGUUUUAACUUUAAUAAUUUAAAAGAGAAUGACAGAUUGAUUUUGCUGCAACCAAUUAAAAAUCUAUGUAUACCUAUGAAAGAUCCGUUUAUAUUACAACAACACAGAAUAUUACAUCAUAAUAAUGAUUUGGAAAUUAGCUCUGAUUGUGAAAAUCAAUUUUUCUUCAUGAUAAAAACAUUGUAUUCAAUGUUCAAAGAAAGAAACUAUCAACUUUUAUCAUGUUCUAAUGCUAAUCAAGUCUUGCAGUAUUCAAGUUCCUCUGAAGAUAAAAAAUUAAGAUUAACUGUAGAUUCUAGGAAUAAGAGCCAUGAAAACGAUAUUUUAUCUAACUCUAAUGUAUUCAAUUUAUAUUUGUGCUACUUUCAUCUUCUCAAAAAUUAUGAUUUUUUGGAAAACAUUAAAGAGGAACUUCUAAAAAAACUUGAAGAAUCAGAACAAAUUCGUAGGGAAAGUAUUUAUUCCAAUGAAAUGAAGUUUUGUAAAAUAUGCUCAGUGCUGAAGGAUGAAUUGCAAACAUUAAAGGAAAAGUAUAAUAAUAUUUCAAAAAAUUAUACUAUUUCUCAGAUGGAGAAAGAGAGAUCAGUUAUGAAUUAUGCUACUGGAGAAAAACGUUUGCUUGAAGCUCAAAAAUCAAUAAAGUUAGUGGAGAAAAAGCACCAAGAAGCUUUGAAAGAAAAUGCAGGAUUACAAAAAAAAUUACAAAGAGCAGAGCACGAUAUUUCUAAACUGGCUACUGAAAUGAACAGUAAAUGUUCAGAAAUAAUGCAGCUACGUAACCAAAUUGAACGACACAGAGAUAGUGACAAUGCUAAAGAAAUGAAACUAAAGUGGGCACAAAAUAGAUUAAAAAUCAUCACUGAUGCUCAAGAAGAAUCUCAGGCUAAAUUAAAUGAAUGCCUGGCUAAAAAUACGGAGUUGAAAAAUCAAUGUGAAUUUCUCCAAUCACAAGUCAAUGAUAAAAUCAAAAUGGUAAAUAAAACUGAUGAGAAUAAAGUAACGAUUUUAGAUCAACAACUGAAGGAACAACAAGCUCGAUUAAUUAUGGAACGUCAUGUGAUCGAAGAUGCGGAAAACACGCGCAUAAAAUUACAAAAAGAAUACGACAUAUUGUUAGACAGGCAGCGUAUUGCAGAUAAAGAAAAUCACUUACUUAUUUCUCAAAUUCACAGUUUACAAAGGGAAUUCACCGAAUGCAAAACAGAGGUAAAUUUUUUAAGAGCAUCUCUUGAAAGGGAGAAAGAAAAGGUUCAAACUUUGGAAAGUCAAUUAUCUCAGAUGGAGACAUUAAAUAAACACCUAGAAACUAAGGAACAACGUCUCUGUGCUCUCGAAGUCGAGUUGAAGCGUCUGCAACUUGAAAAGGCGGAUUUCCAAGCAGAUAUCGAAGCUUUACGGCAGCGCGAAAUUCAAAUGCUUGAUUUUACACAAAAACUAACUGAUAAAAAUGUGCAAUUACAAUGUAACUUUACAAAUAUACAAUCAAAGUAUCACAUUCUCGAAAACAGUCAGCAUCCACUAGAGCAAAGGAUUAAAAAAUGUAUGGAGGAUAUUGCAAGUCUGGAACAAAAUUUAUCUCGUGAAAAAAUCAAAAGAAGUGAAGAGUGCAAUGUAUUAGCAAAGUAUAUAGCCGAACUAACGUUAUACAAUCAAACGCUCUUAUACCAGUUGGAAGACUUAGAAGGAGAAAAAUAUAUAUUACGCAAAAGAUAUGAAUUAGCGAUCAGAGAAAUGAAUCGAGAAGUGUACUUACGCCGUACGAAAACGGAAAAUAAUAAAUCUUUGCCUGAUGCUUCAUCUUCGGAAAAUUGUGCCAAUUGCGAGGAGUCUGCAUUAAAAGAAUCUCAUAGCCAGAAUUCAAGUUUGAACGAAAUUGGAAACGCCAAAAUGUAUGAUGUGUUGGAUAAAGAAAAUCUAUAUAAACAACUUAUCAAAUUACAAAAAAUCAAUGCCAAACGGGCCGAAAGAAUAGAUUUUUUGGAAGAACACUCUCAUGCUUUACUGAAAGAAUUGCAAAAGAAAACAAAAAUAAUUCAAAAUUAUGGAAUUCCAUGUGAUAUUAAUACAAAUCAUGGGAAAUUCUAAAUUCGCAUUAUUUUACUCUAGUCUUUUUAUACUUAAAAACACGACUUUUAAAGUAUUACAACUAUAAAACCAAAGACGUUAUCAAAGAUGUAAAUAUUUAUAAAAAUAAUAUUUUCCAUGAAAAGUUUUACAAGUAUUUAUUUUUUAUAAAUACUUGUAUUUUAUGUAAUGACACUGCAUGUAUAUUAUAUAUACCAAUGCUAAACGAAAAUGUAUAAUCUAUAAGAAUAAUAAAAUGUAUGUAUGUAUAAACAUUAAA